CUGCGGCAUAGCGAGACGCGACCGGCCGUUCUAUAAAUAUGGAAUUAUAAUUCAUAUCACUGAUCAUAUGCAGCAUAAGGUCCUCAGUAAAAUGGGGAGGCAGCUUCCAAAACCAAAGGCAUUGUUCGGUGAGAUGAAAUAUGGAAGAAGGGCCAUACAUCUUGCAAAUCAUGAGCUAAGUGAGAAGAACACCAAAGGCAAAGGACAAAGAGCAGAAGAGCCUUCAUGGAUCCCCCACCCAAGGACUGGAAUAUACUAUCCAGAAGGCAAUGAAAGGGUGAUGGAAGGAAUUCCACAAGGUGCUGCUUCCUUUGGCAGGCCUUAUUGGCUCAGAAACUCAGAAGGGGUUGAUAAGCCAGUAUCUGCUGACUUUGACAGUGACAUAUUUGACCACCCAUUUCUUGAUGUUUGAAUGAAUCAUGACAUCUAUUAAAAGAUAUGAUAUUUUAGAUGUUAGAUUAAUGCUGAUGUUUGCCUCUUGAAUGGAUUAUUAAUGUAUCAUGAUGUAUGUCUUAAUUAGAAUAAUGAGGAACAUCAAUUGGUAUUCAAGGA
Dendrobium catenatum is the source of this 552-nucleotide messenger RNA. RefSeq lists its product as uncharacterized. NCBI's taxonomy places the organism in Eukaryota, Viridiplantae, Streptophyta, Magnoliopsida, Asparagales, Orchidaceae. The coding region runs from base 68 to 412 and encodes 114 amino acids. The transcript is spliced from 2 exons. The record is from RefSeq and is a predicted model, not a curated record.